UCGGAUCAAUUAAUUAGGAUUUCUUGGCACAAUUACCAAUGAUUGUCUUAUAUAUAUAUGUGUGUGUGUGUGUGUGUAUUUGUGCCUUUAAACGUUUCGUAUGGCCUUGCAGUCAUGUCUGUAACAGAAGAUACACUUCCUAUGCCUUUUUCAUUGGACUAAUUAAAACAUGUGGAACAUGACUCAAAUUAAAACAACUUAACUCAAGCAACAACUUAACUACUAAGUGUUAUUUAAUGAAAUAGAUACGUUGUAAUGUACUUAAAUGUAAAAGAGCGUCUUUCCUUUUUUGUAAUCAAUUAUUUUUGCUUUUAACGAAUUAAUUAAAAUGCGUUGUUUCGAAAGUGAAACUUGUUACAUAUUACAAUGUCCAUUAAAAGUAUUGUAAUAAUUGUACUUUUGGGAUCUUUAAUAUAGGAAAAACAUCAGAAAAAAUGACUGAACUAAAUGUUUUAAGCAUAGCAGUUUGAAAAGAAGUAAUACAAAAUAUAAUAAUUAUGGUACAGAAUUUAUGGAAGGAAGUGUUACUUCUUGUUUUUGUGGUAAUUAAUUGUGUCUCCAAAAAAAUUACAACAGUAGAAGAUGACGGCUACUAUUUAGACUCUUUAAACGAAGUUUCUUACAAUUUGGGUCCUGAUACCCUAACAUGUCCAUCUAACAAUGUUAUAACAACAAGAUAUAAAUGUGAAGUAAAAGGAAAAUGGGUGGAUUGUACUAGAAAACAUUGCUGUAAAGACUACAUAUUUGUUGCAGGGAGUUGUAUUUAUAAAAAUGAAGACCCGUGUUCCCUAAAACCUUGUGAACAACGUUGUACUGUAUUUUUUCAAAGAGUCAUUUGCACCUGUUAUGAAGGCUAUAAAUUCAGCCCAGAAAAUCAAAAAAAAGGAAUCAAACCAACAUGUAUUGACAUUAACGAAUGUCAAGAUGGCAAUUCUAACGACUGCGAACAAGACUGUAUUAAUGAAAAAGGGGGCUACAGGUGCGCCUGCAGGGAAGGAUAUGUCUUAAGGGAGGACAACAAAACGUGCACCGUAAAUCCUCAGUCAAACGGUGUAGAAAUGGAAAUGGCUGCUCAUAGGGACAGAUGCUAUGCAAGUUGUGACACCGUUAGCCAAUUACAUGAAAAAUACCGAAAUUUACAAGAAAAGGUGUCAGGAUUAAGUACAGCGGUAAAAAUGUCCAGUUUUGCCUCAGGUCCACCGGGUCCAACCGGUCCUCCAGGACCCCCUGGACCACAAGGACCUCGGGGAUUUCCUGGCCCUGAAGGAGCCUCAUCUUCGACGCUAAUGCAAAAUCAACAAGGAUUUGGUUACUCGGAAUUAGAUGCUUUCGUCCCACUAUCGGGGGACGAUUCAGCCUUUUGCAGAUGCAAAAGGGGGAUGCAAGGUGAACCUGGACCACCUGGAGCAAGAGGACCCAAAGGGGAACAAGGAGAUCGUGGUCCUAGAGGGCCUAAAGGAGAACGAGGAAACAUAGAUUUUGUUCUACUUCUUCUAGCAGAGCUGAGACAUGAUUUAGUCCACUUACAAAACAAGGUUUACAUCAACGGAGAAAAACCACCCAAAUUUGAUUACGACGCUGCACUGAAAGAAUGCAAACUGAAGCACAGGAAACGACACCAUUUCAGACAUGAGAAAGCAGCAACCGUGCCACCCGUUCAACACCAUUGGACGGAAGAAAAUUUUCCGCCACAAAUUGUACGAAAGAAAAGUCGCGAAGAAAUUGGAGAAUUUCAGGACACUCAAAUAACAGAAUCCACAUUACAGCACUUGAACGACCUAAUCGAUGAUCUUGAUUAUGAUCCAGGAUCGGGAGAAAUGACAGACGAAGAUUAUUUGUAACAAUUCAUAAAAGUAUUUAUUAAUUAGAAUGUAAGUAAUUUAUACAACGAUGAUAAUUGACGUAGUUUUCAAUGUAGUUAGUUUUAACGUUAUUUAAUAGAGUAUUUUUAUUACUUUCA
This is a messenger RNA of Agrilus planipennis (emerald ash borer), 1960 nucleotides long. RefSeq names its product collagen and calcium-binding EGF domain-containing protein 1. The record is from RefSeq and is a predicted model, not a curated record. The transcript is spliced from 8 exons. Gene Ontology annotation, molecular function: calcium ion binding. NCBI's taxonomy places the organism in Eukaryota, Metazoa, Arthropoda, Insecta, Coleoptera, Buprestidae. The coding region runs from base 498 to 1841 and encodes 447 amino acids.